Condylostylus longicornis is the source of this 812-nucleotide messenger RNA. Its product is annotated as trypsin 3A1-like. NCBI's taxonomy places the organism in Eukaryota, Metazoa, Arthropoda, Insecta, Diptera, Dolichopodidae. The coding region runs from base 11 to 748 and encodes 245 amino acids. Gene Ontology annotation, biological process: proteolysis. The transcript has 4 exons. Gene Ontology annotation, molecular function: serine-type endopeptidase activity. The record is from RefSeq and is a predicted model, not a curated record.
UAAAUUUAUAAUGCCUUUACCACAGCAAGAAACCCCAUCAGCCAAAAUAAUUGGGGGUACAACAACUGAUAUUACUAGUGUACCUUAUUUGGUUUCAAUUUUAUAUAAUGGUGUUCACGAUUGUGGUGGAUCUUUAGUUUCUCCGAUUUUUGUUUUGACUGCGGCUCAUUGCAUUUAUCGAAGAAGAACUACACAAAUGUUAGUAAGAGCUGGUUCAUCGGAUGCAACAAAAGGUGGUGUUAUAUCAAAAGUACAUCGAAUGAUAUAUCAUAAAAGUUAUAAUAGCACGAGUUUUGAUCAUGAUGUAGCAUUAUUGAAAUUAGGUGGAAAUUAUAGUAGAUUUCUAUCAAGAAAUUCCAUUUCAUUAAUACCACUUGCUAAUGGAGGAGAAGCACUUCCAUCAACUGGUUUAAUAGCUGGAUGGGGUCUAACAAGUAAUGAAAAUAUUGGUAAACUCUCAAAAAUACUUAGAAGUGUAACAGUUAAUAUAUACAAUAGUACUGAUUGUACUAGAUAUUUGACUGGGUAUGCUUUUACAGCGAACAUGUUUUGUGCUGGCGAUGUUAAUGGAGGAAAAGAUAGUUGUCAAGGGGAUUCUGGUGGACCGUUAUCAUCAAACGGAAAAUUAUAUGGUAUAGUUUCAUGGGGUGUCGGAUGCGGGCGAAGAGGGCUUCCAGGCGUUUAUACAAGUGUUCCUCAACAUAGAACAUGGAUAAAUAAUAUUAUGUCAAAGUAUGCAGCAGGCUAAAAUUGACAAAUAAAAAUAUUUGCAGAAUAUUGUAAUUUUUAUUAUUAAAAUAUUUAUUAUUGAA